AAUCCACUAUAACACCUCUUCAUUUCCUCAUUAGGGUUUCAUUCACUUCCCGCCGCCGCCCACACACUCUCAUACAGUCACACAAAAAUGCCGGCCGGCCAUGGAUUACGAUCACGUACGCGAGAUUCAUUCUCACGUGCAUUUAGAAAGAAAGGUACAAUCCCUCUUUCUACGUACUUAAGAAUCUUCAAAAUCGGUGAUUAUGUUGAUAUCAAAGUAAACGGCGCUGUCCACAAAGGAAUGCCACAUAAGUUCUACCAUGGACGUACUGGCCGUGUUUGGAAUGUCACUAAACGCGCCGUCGGUGUCGAAGUUAACAAACAGGUUCGUGAACGUAUCAUAAGGAAGAGGAUUCACGUUAGGAUUGAACAUGUUCAAGCUUCUCGAUGCACUGAAGAAGUCAAAGAUAGGAUCAAGAGGAAUGACAAGCUAAAGGCCGAAGCCAAGGCUAGAGGAGUGGUCAUCAGCACGAAAAGGCAACCCGCAGGACCCAAACCAGGAUUCAUGGUUGAAGGCGCUACAUUGGAGACAGUUACCCCCAUACCAUAUGAUGUGGUCAAUGAUUUGAAGGGAGGCUAUUGAUUUUACUCAGUUUAUGAGCUUGUUAUCGCUUACUAGCGUUUAUGAAAUUGAAAGACAUGAUUAGAUUUUUUGGUGUCACCUCGGACAAUUGUUUUCCAUUUAUAAAUUUUGUUUACAGUA
Messenger RNA from Capsicum annuum, 702 nucleotides. Its product is annotated as 60S ribosomal protein L21-2. Gene Ontology annotation, biological process: translation. The record is from RefSeq and is a predicted model, not a curated record. The coding region runs from base 88 to 582 and encodes 164 amino acids. Gene Ontology annotation, cellular component: cytosolic large ribosomal subunit; ribosome. NCBI's taxonomy places the organism in Eukaryota, Viridiplantae, Streptophyta, Magnoliopsida, Solanales, Solanaceae. The transcript has 2 exons. Gene Ontology annotation, molecular function: structural constituent of ribosome.